GUUCCAGUGCAGUCUAGUGCAGGAAUAGAAAACAAGCCUAUAUACAUUUUCAGUAUUGGCAGUUAAUAUCGGAACAUAGCCCUAGACUAGUCUAACUUUGCUCUUCAUCGUCGAUUGAGUGUCACAUUGUCGCCGCAUUGUCGCGUGACACGUGCGAUGCACAUGUCAAUUUUCAAGUUGACGUAUGAAGUCCAUCAUCAUUGGAUUUAUAAAAAUAUUAUAAGCAUAAUGAUAUGACGAUAAAAUGAUUGAGAACUUUGCGGAUAAUGUAGCUAGACUAUGUAUAGAGAAAUAUAAUUUUCUGAAGAACACUGGUAAACCUAAGGCCCACGAAUGGACCGUAUUGUCUGGAAUCGUUUUAAAAAAUGCUGACGGUUUAUUGUCUCUGGUAGCACUCGCUACUGGGACGAAAUGUUUAGGAGACUCGGAAUUGUCGGAGAGUACUCGAGAAGAGAGAGGUUCUCGGUUGAGUGACUCGCACGCAGAAGUUUUAACCAGACGUGCGUUCAUUCGUUAUCUGUACGAUCAGAUCGAUUUGACUUUGAGCGGCUCUGAGAGUGCAAUUUUCUCGCGGAAUGACGAUAAUGAAAUCGAAUUAAAUAAUAACAUAUCAUUUCAUUUUUUUUCGAGUCAAACACCUUGUGGGGAUUGUUCAAUUUUUCCUAAAGAGGAGACUACGGGAGACUCGGAUAGCCCGUCCCCAUGUAAAAUUAGACGUAUCAAUAAAGAUAGUAAUGGACAUAUAAUUGCUGAAUCGCAGUAUAAAGAUGUGUAUAGAACAGGAGCGAAAUGUGUGAAAGGAGAGGAAACGCAGCAAGAUCCUCGUUUGCCUGGUGCAAGUUAUCAUAUCAUAGGUCCUUUGCGCACCAAACCAGGCAGAGGAGAUCCCACGAGUAGUUUGUCUUGUUCGGAUAAAAUGGCAAAGUGGCUCGUUCUUGGUUUACAAGGAUCACUCUUAUCACUGAUGAUACCACCGAUAAAGCUGGAAAGUAUCACGAUUGGAGGUGACUGUCCAUUUUCUCUCGACGCCAUGGAACGUGGGUUAUAUAAGAGAUUUAAUAACAAAUUGGGCAGACUCGACAUUUUUCAAGCAAAUACUGCUUUUUCACAUAAAAAAGGACAACAAAGAUCUUAUCCCUGUCCAAUAAGCAUUGUAUGGUGUGCCGUAAGAAACAGAUUUUAUAUACAGUGCAUUAGAAAUGGCAGUUGCAGGCAGAAGACAAGGGCUAACAAAAAAGAAAAAGGGCAAUAAUUUAUUUGUAACUAGACGAAUGCUCUUACGAAGCUUCUUGCAAAUUUUUGAUAAAUAUCAGAAUCACUAUAGUGAAAUAAGACAUCCGAAAAAGAUUACAUAUUACGAUUGGAAGCAAUGGUCGACAACUUAUCAAAACGAAUGGAAACGAUUGAGGCGUGAAUCGUUUUAUCAUUGGCCAUGCAAACCGAGGCACUUGCAAAACUUUGUGUUAUAAAAUUAUGUUAACGCGAUACAUUUCUUUUUACACAUAUUUUUUAUACGUAUUUAUAUCGUAAAUAAAUAUAAACUCCAUUACUAUUGAUGUUAAAGGUGAAAAAGCAUAAUGUAUUAUAACUUAAUAUAAUUCUAUAACAAUAUUUACAU
Molecule: messenger RNA, 1618 nt
Organism: Solenopsis invicta (red fire ant)
Lineage: Eukaryota; Metazoa; Arthropoda; Insecta; Hymenoptera; Formicidae
Gene: Adat1
Product: tRNA-specific adenosine deaminase 1
Exons: 3
Coding region: 245-1252 (335 amino acids)
Biological process (GO): RNA processing
Molecular function (GO): RNA binding; adenosine deaminase activity
Source: RefSeq, a predicted model, not a curated record